Molecule: messenger RNA, 1395 nt
Organism: Sebastes umbrosus (honeycomb rockfish)
Lineage: Eukaryota; Metazoa; Chordata; Actinopteri; Perciformes; Sebastidae
Product: solute carrier family 25 member 40-like
Exons: 9
Coding region: 180-1181 (333 amino acids)
Biological process (GO): mitochondrial transmembrane transport
Source: RefSeq, a predicted model, not a curated record
UACACAUGCUUGCUUUCCCAUUAGAGCAUGUAGGACAGUAGUCGUGCUGUCGAGAAACAUUCAAAUCUGAGUGAUGUGUUUUGUUCAUGGAGGACUCUAUUGAUGCUGAGGCGCUUUAGCAGGUAGGAAGUUAUCUAAAGUAUCUAGCUAAACUGUAUCUUUGUUUUUUAGGAGACAGUAUGAGUGGUCAAAGUCCUCCAGCCGGUGAUGGCAUUACUCCAUUCCAGAGGAUGGUGGCAUCCUGCUCCGGAGCCAUCAUCACCUCUUUAUGUGUUACACCUUUGGAUGUUGUGAGGGUCAGACUGCAAUCACAGAAAAAUCCCUUCCCUAAAGAGAAAUGCUUUGCCUACUGCAAUGGACUUGAAAAUGGCAACUCCAGGGCCUGGUACAAAGCCCCCGGUCACUUCAAUGGCACACUGGAUGCCUUCGUCAAGAUAGUACGUCAUGAAGGAAUAAAGGCGUUAUGGAGCGGUCUACCUCCAACCCUUGUGAUGGCAGUCCCAUCUACAGUGAUCUACUUCACGUGCUACGACCAGCUGUGUUUGGCGCUUAGGGUCAGGAUGGGAGACCGUGCUCAGGAAGCUCCUCCUCUGGCGGCAGCUAUCGCUAGAGUUUGUUCAGUGACAGUGAUCACCCCUCUGGAGUUGGUCCGCACGAAGAUGCAGUCUCGGAAGAUGUCAUACAGGGAGCUGACCGACUGCAUCCGCUCUGCAGUGCAGAUGGAGGGCUGGCUGUCUUUAUGGCGAGGUUGGGGGCCCAUGAUCUACCGAGACGUGCCCUUCUCAGCCAUGUACUGGUACAACUACGAGAAGGGCAAGACCUGGCUGUGUGAAUGGUAUAACACCAGAGAACCCACGUUCACCAUUACCUCCAUAUCUGGAUCGGUGUCUGGCAUUAUUGCGUCACUUUUAACGUUACCUUUUGAUGUCGUCAAAACGAGAAGACAGGUGGAGCUGGGAGAACUACAAGCAAAGAAUUUGUCCUACUCCACCUUCAGCGUCAUGAGCAGGAUUGUGGCGCAGGACGGCUUUGGCGGACUGUUUAAAGGUUGCCUCCCAAGAUUGAUCAAAGUGGCCCCGGGCUGCGCCAUCAUGAUCAGCACUUAUGAGUUUGGAAAAGCCUUUUUCCGCAAACAAAACCAGGAGAAGAUCCUCAGCCCACUGCAAACCAGUAACACCUGAUACCUCAUUUCUCUCCACGAAACAUAACGACUGUUAGACUCAUGUUGCCAAAUUAAAACACAAGCAGAAAUGGAAGUGAAAAAAUAAUUAACUACUUGACCCAUUUCUGCAUUACAAGAUUUAUAGGAUUUUUUUAUUAUUUAAUAUUCUACUAUUUUAUGUUCACCACUACAGAUCCUGUGCGCACAACUGAAAAUAAAUAAUGUUUUGUCUC